AUGGGGGUGUCACAAACCACAGUAUGUAGAUGGAAGAAGAGCAUAGUCAUAAGGAAGCACACAAACACAAUCAAACCAACUUUGAAUGAGAAUAACAAGCUACACAGGUUAAGUUUUGCGUUAUCUAAAUGUGAAUAUGAUGAACAUAAUGAUGCAUUCAAGUUUCAACCAUACACUAAUGUUGUUCACAUAGAUGAAAAACACUUCUAUCUAACCCGAGAGACACAGACUUAUUAUCUAGCUCCGGGUGAAAUAGGCAUUUGGCCAUUUAUUACACAGAAGCCAGCAAAAAGAAGCUCCAAGAACAGGAAAAGGGGGGAGUUGGAAACAAAACCAAUACAAUCAAUCAUGAAAGAACAUAUUAGAGCAAUGCUUAUCACUAAUGUGCUGCCAACCAUAAGAGCAAAAUGGCCUGAAGGAUUGUCAAAGCAUAUUUACAUUCAACAAGACAAUGCCAAACCACAUAUAGCACAUAAUGACAGAGAAUUUUUAGAAGAGGCAAUGAAAGAUGGGUUCUACAUUCAACUAGUUCAACAACCAUCAAAUUCCCCUGACAUGAAUUAUCAAAAAGCUGCUUACAAUGUAACACAGUUACUUAGGGCUGUGAAUAAUGCUUUUGAGAAUCUAAGUCCACAGUGUCUUAAGUUUGUAUUCAUCACAUUACAAGCAUGUAUGAUAGAGGCGAUGAAAAGAAAGGAGGAUUCGACUAUCACAUUCCUCACAUGA
This is a messenger RNA of Amaranthus tricolor (Joseph's coat), 726 nucleotides long. RefSeq lists its product as uncharacterized. NCBI's taxonomy places the organism in Eukaryota, Viridiplantae, Streptophyta, Magnoliopsida, Caryophyllales, Amaranthaceae. The coding region runs from base 1 to 726 and encodes 241 amino acids. The record is from RefSeq and is a predicted model, not a curated record. Gene Ontology annotation, molecular function: nucleic acid binding. The transcript is spliced from 3 exons.